UGACAUAGAAAUAACGCUAUACGAGUAAGUAAAUUUUAAAUAUAAAUCUGAGCACUAUAUUGCAUUGUUCAUUGAAUUAUAUUAAUAAAAUAUUAACAAUUGUAUUUUACACAUCUAAUAUAAUUAUUAUCUUAUUUACUGUUAACUAGAGUUUGAAUUUCAAAGAUAGUACAUUAAGUUAAAAUAGAUGGCGUUAUUUUGGACUAAAAAGAUAUAAUCGAAAUAAAACAGGGCGACAAAGAACCUAAACGUACUAUAAAUGGUAGUUAUAUCUUUGACUUUUUCCAUGAAAAUGAAAUAAUAACUGAUAAGGUAAUAUCUUAAUAAUUUAAAUUGCAAAUAAAGCAUUAAAAUGGAUGAGGCAAAAUUUCUAAAACGAAAAGUAAGGUCUGGCACUUUAGAUGUGCAUCCGACAGAAAAAGCUUUAGUAGUAAAUUAUGAUGUUGAGGCAUUAAUUUUGGGUGAAUUAGGAGAUCCUAUGUUGGGAGAUCGUAAAGAAUGUCAGAAAAUAAUUCGUCUGAAAAGUUUAAAUGCAGACACAAAUGUAUCACUUUUAGCUAAAGAAGUUAUUGAAAAAUGUUCUCUGAUACACGAAUCAAAGCUUCGUGAAGUAGAACAAUUGAUUUAUUAUCUUCAGAAUCGUAAAACAAAUGACAGUAUGAACAGUGAUAACAAUUCUCAACCUUCAAGACCAGCAUCAUCAAAUUCGGUAUCUACAGAUAAUAGUGAAACAGAACGUGCUGUUAUUAGCAAUGUUGAUAAUUAUAUUGAAUUGUUAUAUGAAGAAAUACCAGGAAAAAUCAAAGGUUCAUCAUUAAUUUUACAGUUAGCAAGAGUACCUGAUAAUCUUCAUGAAUUAACAAAAAAUGAAUCUUUAUUAAGUGCUUUAGCCAGAGUUCUAAGAGAAGAUUGGAGGAGAAGUAUAGAACUAUCUACAAAUAUCGUGUAUAUUUUCUUUUGCUUUUCAACAUAUAGUCAAUUUCACAAUAUUGUUCUUGAAUAUAGAAUUGGAUCUUUGUGUAUGGAUAUAAUUGACUUUGAAUUACGUCGAUAUGACCAAUGGAAAGAGGAUAUGGAAAAACGUAGGCGUCAUUUUGAAAAUACUACAGGAUUGACAUUUUUUUUAACUGGAAACGAUAAUUGUGACAAGAAAACAAAAAUUGUGGAUGAUAUUUGGAAUACAGAUGGCCCUUUAGAUUAUGAAAUUAAAAAACGAUCUAAUGAAGUAACUGUUACUGUAACUGAAAACGAUGUAAAAAAAUUAAAAGAGGAACUCGAAAAAAAUCGUAAAAAAUUCAAAAGUUUAAUAAAAAAACAAGAACAAUUAUUACGAGUUGCAUUUUAUUUGUUAUUAAAUAUCGCCGAAAAUAUGGAAGUUGAAAGAAAAAUGCGUAAAAAGAAUGUAAUUGGUAUGCUUAUUAAAACAUUAGAUAGGACAAAUAUGGAUUUGUUGAUCCUCGUCAUUGCAUUUUUGAAAAAGUUAUCUAUAUUUCGCGAGAAUAAGGAUCUCAUGGCUGAAGAAAAUAUUAUUGAAAAGAUUCCAAGGCUGCUUCAAAGUAAUAACGCAGAUCUUGUUCUAAGUACUUUAAAAUUAUUAUUUAAUCUUUCCUUUGAUGCAAAGCUUAGAGCAAAAAUGAUAAGAGUAGGUUUAUUACCAAAGUUAAUUAAACUACUUGGGCAAAGUGACAUUAAAAAUAAAACCACAAUUUUGGGUUUAUUAUAUCAUGCUAGUAUGGAUGAUAAAGUAAAAGCUAUGUUUAUAAAUACUGAAUGUAUCCAAAUGAUCAUAAAUAUGAUUCUAAAUACUGAAGAUGAUCAACUAAAAUUAGAAUUAAUUGCACUUGGUAUAAAUCUGGCAAUUAAUGGUAAAAACGCGCAACUUAUGGUAGAAAAUAAUCGUUUGCAAGGUCUCAUAAAAAAAGCUUUUCGAACUCAAGAUCCUUUAAUCAUGAAAAUGAUUCGAAAUAUUUCUCAACAUGAUUCAACAAAAGAAAAUUUUGUUGAAUUUGUGGGUGAUUUUGCUAUGGCCUUAAAUCAAUCAGAUUCUCAAGAUUUUGUACUUGAAGUUAUAGGUGUGCUAGGAAAUUUAGAAUUAUCUGAUUUGGAUUAUUCACAAAUACUUCAUCGGUGUGAUUUGAUACCAUGGAUACGCAAUAAUCUUGUUCCAGGUAAAGCUCCAGAUGAUUUAGUACUUGAAAUUGUAAUAUUUUUGGGCACUGCCGCAUUCGAUGAAGAUUGUGCACGUUUACUGUGCAAAGCUGAUAUAUUGCUUUCUCUUAUUGAACUCCUUAAAGCAAAACAAGAGGAUGAUGAAAUGGUUUUACAAAUAAUUUAUGUUUUUUAUCAAAUAUCUAAACAUGAUUCGACAAGAGACUAUUUAAUACGCGAGACUGGUAAUGAUGUGUGAUAAAAAUUGGGCAGCUCGUAUAAAAGUAGAAAAGUUUAGAUCGCAUAAUCAACAAUGGUUGGAAAUGGUAGAGUCUAUAACAAAUGAUACCAGCAGUCACUUAUUACCGGAAGAAGAUGAUAGCCUUUCUCCAUUUAUGAAUGGUGAUCUUUUAAAGCAUACAAUGCUUUUUCCUUCAGGUAUAAAGAUUUUGAUGAAUUGGGUGAACUUAUGGCACGUUCUAAAUCUCGUAUGUCCGGUUCUGGUGUGGACGAUCUUUAUUAUAAUUCUAAAGUUAAAUUUCCUGAAUCAGACAGUUCUCACGUAUUAAUAUAAAGGUAUUCAAUAUUAUAGAGAAUUAUAACUACAUAACUUAACAGUCUUAUUGAUACAAUUUGUUAGCAUAUGUUGUCUUUUUAUUUUAGGAUAUAUUAUAUUCAAUUAAAGCGACAAAAUUAACGUCUAUAGCAACUUCUAUAGUUUAUUAUAUAUAUAUAUUUUUUAUUUAUUACAUAUAUAUAUUUAUUCGCAGAAGAAUCUUAAGAAAUUUUAA
Molecule: messenger RNA, 2939 nt
Organism: Heterotrigona itama
Lineage: Eukaryota; Metazoa; Arthropoda; Insecta; Hymenoptera; Apidae
Source: the annotation of a GenBank genome assembly